UGCAGGGGCCAGCGCGAGCACGCCUCCCGCGGCCACGGCAUCCCAAAGCAGAAACGGCCUGUGCGAUACAUAAAUCUUGGUAGACAGCGUGGCCGCAGGCUGUGGAGCUGGAAUUCCCUGCGGCUUUCUGAGCCCGGACGCCUGUUUGGAGGCUGCGUCCAGCCUGCAGUCUGCAUCAUGCCAGCGUUGUCAGCAGGAUCUGGUAGUGACACAGGUCUGUAUGAGCUGCUGGCUGCUCUGCCAGCCCAGCUGCAGCCACAUGUGGAUAGCCAGGAAGACCUAACCUUCCUCUGGGAUACGUUUGGUGAAAAAAGCCUGCAUUCACUGGUAAAGAUUUAUGAAAAACUACACUACUAUGAGAGGCAGAAUCCUGUGCCCAUCCUCCACGGCGCAGCAGCCUUGGCUGAUGAUCUGGCUGAAGACCUUCAGAACAAGCCAUUAAACAGUGAGAUCAGAGAGCUGUUGAAACUACUGUCAAAACCCAAUGUGAAGGCUUUGCUCUCUGUGCAUGACACUGUGGCUCAGAAGAAGUAUGAUCCAGUAUUGCCUCCUAUGCCUGAUGAUAUUGACGAUGAGGAAGACUCAGUGAAAAUCAUCCGUCUGGUCAAAAAUAGAGAACCUCUGGGAGCCACCAUCAAGAAAGAUGAACAGACUGGGGCCAUAGUUGUGGCAAGAAUCAUGAGAGGAGGGGCUGCAGAUAGAAGUGGUCUUAUUCAUGUUGGUGAUGAACUUAGGGAAGUGAAUGGGAUUCCAGUUGAGGAUAAAAAGCCUGAAGAAAUUAUUCAGAUUUUGGUAACUGGUUUCAGAAGAAGUUUCCGCCUUAGUAGAAAAGAUAAGAAAACAAAUAAAUCCAUGUAUGAAUGCAAGAAGAGUGAUCAGUAUGAUACAGCUGAUGUACCCACAUAUGAAGAAGUGACCCCCUAUCGGCGGCAAAUGAAUGAGAAAUACAGACUUGUUGUCUUGGUUGGUCCUGUAGGUGUAGGUUUGAAUGAACUGAAACGAAAACUACUGAUCAGUGACACACAGCACUAUGGAGUGACGGUGCCCCACACUACUAGAGCAAGAAGAAGCCAGGAGAGUGAUGGUGUUGAAUAUAUUUUCAUUUCCAAGCAUUUGUUUGAGACAGAUGUGCAAAAUAACAAGUUUAUUGAAUAUGGUGAAUAUAAAAACAACUACUAUGGCACAAGUAUAGACUCAGUUAGGUCUGUCUUAGCUAAAAACAAAGUUUGCUUGUUGGAUGUCCAGCCUCAUACAGUGAAGCAUUUAAGGACACUAGAAUUUAAGCCCUAUGUGAUAUUUAUAAAGCCUCCAUCGAUAGAGCGCUUGAGGGAGACGAGAAAAAAUGCAAAGAUUAUUUCAGGCAGAGAUGACGAGGGUGCCGCAAAGCCCUUUACAGAAGAAGACUUUCAAGAAAUGAUUAAAUCGGCACAGAUAAUGGAAAGUCAGUAUGGUCAUCUCUUUGACAAAAUUAUAGUUAAUGAUGAUCUCAACAUGGCAUUCAAAGAGCUAAAAACAACUUUUGACAAAUUGGAGACAGAGACUUAUUGGGUCCCAGUGAGCUGGUUACAUUCAUAA
Molecule: messenger RNA, 1575 nt
Organism: Molossus molossus (Pallas's mastiff bat)
Lineage: Eukaryota; Metazoa; Chordata; Mammalia; Chiroptera; Molossidae
Gene: MPP7
Product: membrane palmitoylated protein 7
Exons: 14
Coding region: 178-1575 (465 amino acids)
Biological process (GO): protein localization to adherens junction
Cellular component (GO): plasma membrane; cell-cell junction
Molecular function (GO): protein binding
Source: RefSeq, a predicted model, not a curated record